Messenger RNA from Symbiodinium pilosum, 1935 nucleotides. Lineage: Eukaryota; Dinophyceae; Suessiales; Symbiodiniaceae. The record is from the annotation of a GenBank genome assembly.
AUGGGUGGCAGCCUGUCCAGCAAGACGUCCACUUGCCGGGUACGAAAUCGCCUUGGGUGUCCUGUCCAGCUGGUGGCGCCAACCAGCGGCGGGAGCGGCGGGGCCUUUUGUCCUUUGAUUGUUGCACAUGGUGCUGAGCAUCUGAUUGAAAGCGCUGACCCUGAGGGCCAAAUUGUUGCCAUCAGAUUCCAACUCGGCGGGCGGGAGUAUGACAAGGCCUUCAAGGUGCCAAAUGAUGCAGUUCUCCUACUGCGUGUGUUCGAGAAGGAAGAGAUUGCCUUUCGGGUUCAGACUGCCGCUGGUUCGCUGCCAGCAGAAGAAGUCGAUGUUGCCGAUCUUUGGCAGGCUGUCAGCCAGGAGGAAGGCCUGGAGCAGAAGGGAGCGAGCUCCCCGCUGCGGGCAGAAGCUGAUGAGGCAGAAAAGGAGAAGGCUAGCACAGCAGCGGUGUCCGACGGUCCGCUGUGCUAUGCGACUGGAUCUGGCACUUGGGUGGAUGCAGAUCCUGCGUGUGACAAAGAGGAGCUGGACACGUUCGAAGUCCAACCGGACACAGAACAGAAUUGCGCCUAUCUAGAAUCGGACCCAGCGUGGACACCAGCGCAGCACAAUCUACUUGCGGAGCUUUUGGACUUGCAGUUUUCCGCUGUGCGAUCCCGAAAAGCUUUGGACGCGGGCUGCGCUGACCUGGAGGAUGCAGUAGAGUGGCUGGAAAAGCAUCAGCAUGACCACGAUAUAGACAUCUCCCCAGCUACGCUACGAGCUCGGGAGGAUGAAGAGGUGGCUCUGGCUGUGCUGAGGGUGCUCACAGUUCCGCCUCUGCAUCGUCUGUCUUGCCUUCAAGCAGUGCACCGAGUCCUCAAGAACAUUCUUGCAGACCCCGAGUCAAGCCGAGUUAGGCAGAUACGCAUCCAGAAUCAACGCUUCAAGGAAAGGAUUGGACGUUUCCCACAAGCUGUCUCACUUCUGCGGAAGAUCGGUUUCCAGCAGGGUGACUUUUGGACAAGCGCUUUCGACCGCGAAUCAUGCCUGGAAUGGCGUCUCCCGGUGGGGUCUGCAAACCCAAUGUCUCAACGCAUGGAGCGUGCCUUCUCAUUGAUCGACGAGGUCCUUCGAGCACCGGAAUCCUGGAUCCCCAGCGUGUGUUCAGCGAUGCCGGAGGUGAAGAGCAGCCUGGGUGAAGUGGUAGGCGAAGUGAGCGAGUGGCAGCCAUCCGAAAUGGCCGCAUCCACUGCUCGCGAGCUGCUCGCGGAAGUGCAUGCGCGUCGAGCUCGCGACCCGCGUGGAUUCCAGGAAGCCAUGCGUAAUGCAGGACGGCAGGCAAAUCCAUCUGUCUACAGUCUGCAAAUGCCUGCAAGUGACGCCAACUGGCGGCCGUUGUCGGAGCGCUUUCCUGGCAAGCGAGAGUUUAAUCUGCAGGAUCUGGAGAACAUGCGCGUUGAAGAAGCCAUUGGCAACAUGCCGCUGUAUGCACGGGAAUACGAAGCCAGCCUCGAGCAGGCAACAACUUACGGACAGCUGGUCUCACGAAGCUACGAUCCAAACUACUUGGGACGAAGAGCCCUUGAUGAGACCAACAUCUUCAGAGGAUCUCAGCGGAUGCCGCCACUGAAGUGGUGCCAAGGGAUCGCAGAUAUCGCAGCAGAACAUGCUCGUCAGAUGGCACGAGGUGAGAUGCCCUUUAGCCAUGAUGGUUUCUCGGAUCGGGUGCGGCGGUAUCCGAUCCCACACCUGAGUGCGGCAGAGAACCUGGCAUACAACAGUGGUAUGGCAGAUGCUGCUGGUGCCGCUGUCCAGGGGUGGAUCAAGUCGCCGGGCCACCGGAAAAAUUUGUUGGGCGCCUUCGAUCUUUGUGGGAUUGGAGUUGCACAGUCCAUCUCGGGACAGUUCUUCUUCACACAGCUCUUUGCUCGAAGUGCUGGCGGGCCGCUAUGUUGA